This is a messenger RNA of Perkinsus marinus ATCC 50983, 480 nucleotides long. Its product is annotated as major latex allergen Hev b, putative. The transcript has 7 exons. The record is from RefSeq and is a predicted model, not a curated record. Lineage: Eukaryota; Perkinsozoa; Perkinsida; Perkinsidae. Bases 1 to 480 code for a protein of 159 amino acids.
AUGGGUUGCGGUGCUUCCUCUGCUGCUACUGGUACUACUGAUGAGGCUGUGAAGACCGUCCAUGCUGAAGAGCCCAAGGCUGCCGAGUGUGCAGCAGGUGAGUGCGUUGAGGAAAUGCAAGAGAGCAAGAUUGUUGUAGAUAAGCCUGCUGGAGAUAGUGGUGAAGAUAAGAAGCCAGAAGAGAGUCCGGCCGAAGAUGAGGAAGGCCCUAAGGACCCGGCUCCAUCUGAAGAGGAAGCUCCGGCUGAUACUAAGGCGGCGGCUGAGGAGGGCGCCAAGGAGGAAGCUCCUGCGGCCGAGGCGGAGAAGUCUUCUAUUGGGUUCAUACGGCGUGGGAAGUCCGUACCGGUUGGGAGCGGCAGACCGGUGUACUACAUGGCGGCCGCUGUCACUGCUACUACAGCAUUUGGUGUCGCUGUCGCCUGUGUUGAGUGGUACGACUCUGAUCGGUCAUCAUAUGGUAUCGUUGGUGCCCGCUAA